This is a messenger RNA of Linum trigynum, 1053 nucleotides long. NCBI's taxonomy places the organism in Eukaryota, Viridiplantae, Streptophyta, Magnoliopsida, Malpighiales, Linaceae. The record is from the annotation of a GenBank genome assembly.
AUGAAUCUCGUCGUGAUUCUCUCGGCGUCCAUCGCUCUCGGCCUCGCUGUACUUUAUCUUCCGCUUCCGAAUCUCUCUCCGACAUUCGAUUUCCGCCUCUCCUCGUCCAAGUCAGCAGACCAAGUACCCUUUGCAGAGCUGGUGCUGAAAAAUGGCGUUAUUUUCACGAGCGACUCUUCUCUACCUUUCGCGGAUUCCAUGGCUGUGAGAAACGGAAGGAUUCUUGGGGUUGGAAACUACUCGUCGCUUCAGGGAUUGAUUGGAAACGAGACCCAGGAGUUGAAUCUUGAAGGGAAGGUUGUGGUUCCUGGGUUUAUCGAUUCUCAUGUCCAUUUCAUUCCUGGCGGAUUGCAGAUGGCACGAGUCGAGCUGCGAGGUGUUGACCAGAAGGCAGAGUUUGUAAGCAGGGUGAAAGAGGCAGUCACUAAACUGCCACAGGGCUCCUGGGUUCUUGGUGGCGGAUGGAACAAUGAUUUGUGGGGCGGAGAAUUACCAAUGGCGUCAUGGAUCGACGAUUUCAGCAGAGAGAACCCUGUGUGGUUGACGAGGAUGGAUGGUCACAUGGGGCUGGCCAAUUCAUUGGCACUAAAGUUGGCUGGCAUCAGUAGUGAUUCGUCAGAGGAUCCAAUUGGGGGAACUGUAAUGAAAACUGCUCUUGAUGAGCCUACUGGACUGCUGAUAGAUGCUGCGAUGAAACUCGUCGUAACCUCGAUUCCAGAGGUCUCUGUCACCGAAAGGAGGGAAGCUUUGCUCAGAGCUACAGGGCUUGCCUUGAGGAGGGGUGUGACGACUGUUGUUGAUUUCGGCAGAUACUUCCCUGGAGGAUCACCAGAAGAUCCUUGGGAGGACUUUGCAGAUGUGUAUCAGUGGGCUGAUUAUUCAGGAAAGUUGAGGACCAGGAUGUGCUUGUUCUUCCCAUUGGAGACAUGGUCUCGAGUAGCUGAUUUCGUCAAGAAAUCGGGGCGUGCUUUGAGUGAUUGGGUUUAUCUGGGCGGUGUUAAGGCUUUUGCUGAUAGGUUCAAACAGUGCACUAUUCCACGAGCCCUAUUUUGA